GCCUGAAUCGACUUGCCGCAAAACUUCGAGGUUGUCUUCCCUCCCACUCUCGUUUCCUGGUGCAUCCUCUACAUUUCCCUCCAACAUGACGGCGGAACACAUUUUCGACGCUAACCCGUCGGUCCAGAGAGAUUUCGGCGACCCUCGAGGGCUGCGGACCGAGGCCAAGCGACAAGUCGAGAAUGAUAUCGUCUUACGAUAUCCAAUCCGAGGCGCUCCCAACAGAUUCGAAGCGAAAGGUCGUAUACUAAGAGCCUCGGACGUGUUAUUGUCGUUAGUCGGUAGAUCUACGAGCGAGCAAGACGAUGCAUCUCCCGGAGUUACGAGCUAUGAGGAAGCCUUACGCCUAUUUCCUCCGGUUCGAGGCGAAGACGGGCUUCCAUUGAAUGCAGUAGAUGUCAACUGCCCCGAUUGCGAUGCGGUAUUCUCUUCAUUGAAUGAACUGAAACAACAUUAUCUAACGAAUUAUUGUCCUGGAACUGCGAUCGCGGUCUAUGUGAUGACGCGGGAUCGUCUGAUCACAAAAGGGUACCGCGUGGAAAAACGCUUUAUCCCUCUCAACUCUCGCCCCAUCUGUUUCUUCUGUGGCAACUGUGAGAGGUUAUUCACAUUCGGUGAUGGAGAGGAAGGGCUUGAUCGGCAGCGAGAUGUGCCCUUCGUUGUCGACUGCAAACAUUGUGGAGAGCAAUGCAACGUCUCAUAUGAGCCGAUUUUGAACGAUCCGCGAGACGACAUUUUCAGGAGUACCCCGAGAGAGAUAGCCAGUGCGAAUCAUAGUCGAAGUUCCAGUUUUACGCAAAGGGGCCCCGUGGGCUCUAAAGUCCCAUCAACAUCCGGGUCUGGAGAGCAGUCGUUUGCGAGAAAGGCCAGAAAGCUAAGAGAUUCAUGGUCAUUCCGAAAGUUCUCGCCUGGAGAAGAGGACGAGCUGGUUGCGAUCGGCUUUUCAGGGCUAUAUGACCUGGAACGAGCACACGCCCCCAAUGGCAUUUAUCGGCAUCCCGAGGACGAUAAUGAGCCCCGCAAGGCCCAGUCAACAAUGAGCUACGAUCCGAGUGGAAUUCAUCGUGCCGGAUCGAUUGAGACCAAGGAGACACUCUGUGAAGAGGAAAGCGAGCAAUCUAGAGGUGGCUUGACAGAUUCUGAAAAUGAACCGUUGGAUGACCAGAAAAGCCCUCAAUCACAAGCAAGACCCUCUUGGAGACAAUCGUUUCUACAGAGAUUAUUUGGUCGCAAAGUUCCAAAGGGCGUGUCACGAGCGCGGUCCACCUCAGAUCGGGGCAAGAAAUUGAUCAAGAGAGCGAACACUAUACGGUUCUCUUUUGUCACUAAAUACGCACGAAGCGAAGGGAGAGCGACUACACGGAAAAGCGACAUAAUAUCGACAGAUGCGCGAAAGCAGGCAACAGACGCUACUCAGGAAUCUAUCGCAGAUACCGAGUAUAUGGCCUUGCUACGGGGAUCUCAAAACAUCUUCAUCCACACCCAACACAUCUCAGGAGGGGCAAUUGUCCAUGAUGCAUCCGGCCGUCAAAGAAUACUCAAAAUCGACGAGAUUGCGCAGCUUUUCUUGCUUAUGAAAGACGAGCUUUCGGCUGCAAGCAUCUGGGCUCGUAUCCUCACCACCCAAAUGCGCGCUGAGACUGCCCUGAAACAGGACAAUCUAGACGCUGCUAUUGCCGAACAUCGUACUGCCUUACAGAUGCUCGAUGAGACACCAGCAUUGGACAUUGACAAGCAGUCACGCGCGGCAAUUCUACACUCCCUCGGACAAGCGUAUCGCGAUCUCGAAAGGAUCGACGAUUCAGAGGGUUGUUAUCUCGAGGCAUUGGGACUCAUCAAGCGGACGUUUGGGCGCGACCAUCCUAACAACUUCGCUAUCUUACACGACCUGGGGACAUUAUUCGCCAAAGCCGGAUGCGCCACAAAAGCAUUAACCUUAUAUGAGCGCUCGUUUGCAGGUCGCCUGAAGACACUGGGCCACAACGCCCCAGAGACACUAAGAAGCAUGCAGGAUCUUGCCUCUCUGAAAGUCUCACUAGGUGAUUCCGCAGCGGCCCUUGUACUCCUGGAGAAAGCAGUUCCGGCACUCGACACAGUAUUCGGGUUGCAGAAUGAAACAACAUUGAGCGCAAAAAAUCAACUAUCACUCUUAUAUCACAGAUUUGGUCUAAAUAAGGAGGCACGUACGAUUUGCGGCCGGACUAUCCCAUAUUACAGGGCAGUCUUUGGCAUUACGAGUCCCAUCACAAGAGAAGCGAUUUUCCGGUACAUUGUAUGCUCGGAGAACUUUGACUUUCCCGUUGAGAUCAAAGACAUCCUCGACCAAUAUCAGCAUUCACAGGAUUCCGACGCACUUCGGGUCAUCCAACGUCUGGGGGAAGCAUACCUAACUGCUGGUCUUAUCCGCGAUGCCGCAGACCUCUAUGAAGCUCUAGUCGAAGACUUCUUGGCCGUGAAAGGACCCGAGGCAAUAGAGACAUAUGACGCUCUCAGUGCCCUCUGCAUCGCUCGGGAGCAGCUUGAUUCCCUCGAUAAAGCCAUUCUCGCAUACAAACAGCUAGUCUAUAUGGUACGAAGAACCCCAGGACAUUCCUACAUGCAGGAGAAAAUAGUGUUCGCCGAACAGAGGAUCUCCAGCCUCAACCGCCGACGAGACAUGCUCUCAGGAGAGAGGAAAGAAUGGGCAUUGCAUGAACCCAGACCGUGUGAGAAAUGCAGCACUUCCACCACCACCCUCUGCAACACCUGCAUGAUCUUCCGAUUCUGCAGCGACAAAUGCCACAAGUCCGCCUCCCCAUCCCACGCUCCCCGAUGCAUCCCCUCCGUCUCAUUCCUCGAAUCCAAAUCCCUCAUGAUGAAACACAAAUGUCCCAUCCCAGCCCGCGACCUCGCCAUCACCAAGAUCCGCCAACUCAACAGAACCAAACCCGUCAGCAUCACUGCCAGCCAAGCCAUCCUCCUCGAUUCCCGCAAAUUCACCACCUUCCGGAUGAAGCUCAAUCCAGACGUCAACACCGUCAUCGUCUUCUCCCAGGAUGCCGACAUCCGCUACACGACCAUCCGUCCCUCCUCCUCUCCCCCCACCAAGGAAAUCCAAUGGACCACCCCCGAAUGUCAAGAAUCCAUCUGCCACGCCCCCGCCGACAAUCACGAAGAAGAAGAAGAAGAAGGACAGUACCUUCUCGUCGCCCCCGGCAAGAAAAUGCUCCGCGCCAUGAUCGACAAACGCGUCCGAGUCCGUGGCGGCGGCGGUGAAGAACACCGUUUCCGAUCCCUGGAUAUCCCCAACGAAGAACUCAUAGAGUUUGCCCAGGGUCUAAAUCUAGGCAAAUAUCCUUUUGAACCGUUCAUGUAUAUUUUUGAGUGGGUUUGGAAAUGAUUGCUUGAUUUUGUUGUGGUUUGAAACGAAACCUCUCGGGAUUUACCUUCCUUUCUUUCUUUGUCUUCCUAGGUUGUUUAGCUGAUUGUGUGAUUGGGGUAAAUUAUUGUUGUUGAUAUACAAGAUCUGACUUACUGACUAGAUUAUAUAUUUGGUGCAGUGGCUUGUUGGUUAUAUGUGUAGUCCUUGAGAUGUCUCCAUGCCUACUACUUACUAUUUCCGGUUAUAUAUAAUGUUGGGAUGUUUCAAAUGGAG
Messenger RNA from Aspergillus sclerotioniger CBS 115572, 3634 nucleotides. RefSeq names its product tetratricopeptide repeat protein. The record is from RefSeq and is a predicted model, not a curated record. NCBI's taxonomy places the organism in Eukaryota, Fungi, Ascomycota, Eurotiomycetes, Eurotiales, Aspergillaceae. Gene Ontology annotation, molecular function: protein binding. The transcript has 12 exons. The coding region runs from base 86 to 3379 and encodes 1097 amino acids.